GGAGGUCCGUGGGUCUUGUAGGAGGCGGUCACCGGAGGUGGGAGCGCAACUAAACCUUCGGUGGUCCUCAAGGAUUAUUAGAAGCUGGCUCAACAACGAAAGUCACAGAGCGAGCAGAAAAAACGGGAAAGAAAUAAACCCUUGCAGUUGACUUGAAGGUCAACAUUUCUAUCAGAAAAACCGGCACAUCUCAUUUGAAUUUAUCAGCACAAUAUAUGGAAAACUAUUCAAAAUCAUCUCUCAGCUGAUGGUAACUCAAUAACUGACUAGGAGAAGUUAACGGGACUGCAGGCUGCAACUUUGCCACGCUUUCUUUCUUUAAUUUGGAAAACCAUUCAAGGGGCCUAUAAAUGCAACGCUGUUUAAUUUAUGAGAAGACAAUGGCACAAGAGACAAGGAAUGGAGGAAGCUCUUCCCGGAAUAACAACAACUGUAAAGACAACAGCAGGAGAAAGUUGCUGGUCGGUAUGGAUCUCGUCUGCUUGUUUUUAGUGAUACUCUUUGCUGCCUUUCUGCACAAGUUUCCCAUCGUGCCCCACCGGAGGGGCUUGUUCUGCAAUGCCAGAGGCAUCAGCCUGUCCUAUAAGAGCAGCACGGUGCCCACCACUGCCCUGGUCGCUGUCGGGUUCACUGUGCCCGUCACCUCCAUCAUCAUUGGGGAGAGCUAUAGGAUUCACUACCUGAACGAGGGCUCCAAGUCCUUCAUAGGGAACCCCUACAUCUCCGCCCUCUACAAGCAGGUGGGCGUGUUCAUCUUUGGCUGCGCAGUCAGCCAAUCGUUCACGGACAUCGCCAAGGUGUCGGUGGGCCGUAUGCGACCCCACUUCCUGGACGUGUGCAAACCCGAUUGGUCCACCAUUAACUGUUCCCUGGGCUACAUCACAGACUACCAGUGUCAUGGGCCUGAGAGCAAAGUCCAGGAGGCCAGGAAGUCGUUUUUCUCUGGCCAUGCAUCCUUUUCCAUGUACACCAUGCUGUAUCUGGUGUUCUACCUGCAGUCCAGGUUCACCUGGCGUGGAGCCCGUCUCCUGCGCCCCCUGAGCCAGUUCACCCUCAUCAUGAUGUCUUUCUACACCGGCCUGUCCCGCGUCUCCGACCACAAGCACCACCCCACAGACGUCCUGGCUGGCUUCGCACAGGGAGCCUUGGUGUCCUACUGCAUAGUGUUUUUCGUAUCUGACCUGUUCAAGCCCAGAGGCAGGAAUUCAGCUCUACCAGUGACCCCAGUAAAGAACCCCACCAACCCAAUGACAGACAUCAGAGAGAGGAGCAACCACCUCACCAUGGCAUAGUAAAGACCACUAGAGUACAGCUACCUACCGCUCUAGGUUUUAAAGAUCACUUACUUCAUCUACUGGUCUGUACUGGAUACAUUCAACAACCAGCCAAAGCAACAAGACUGAAAACUGACAUGUCUGUAAGGCACAGAGAAAUAAUAAACUGGAAAACAUUUGAAAAAAGAGGAGAGUUGUACACACACACACACACACACACGUUGUGCCUUUUGAACAGCCAGCAACACCCAUGUUGCUCACCAUCUCAUCUGACAUGUGAAUGUGGAAGAACGUGGGGAGCACGGCUCUCAAUUGUUAUGCGGAGGACUCUGUUUCUCGAUCGUGCUUUCAUUAGUGAAGGUCUCCAUGGAACCUGCUGCUCUACAGAUUGACUUGGUCUGGUAACUUCAGGAAACAUGGAUUCAGGCUCAUAAUUCUGCCUAUGACAGAAACACAUGAACAGAAACAAAUUCCUUGAUUACAGGAAGGAUGUUUAUUUUAUGAAUAAUCUUUGUUAUAUAGACGAGCUAUAGCACUAUAUCCAAACUCGAUAUUUGAUUUGAUUGUCACCACUUGAAUAAACUGAAGUGAAGCUUUUUUGUAAAGCUUUGUAUUAAAAUCAGCUUUUAGGUCUCCUGAAAUGUAGUUUGUAUAGAAGUGUAGUUAUAGGUAAUGGAGGUGUAGUAGUGUAUACAGUAGAUAGACAGGUGGGUCUCUUUCUGCUGGUUGGGACGAGCCUCCACUGAGCCCUGUAAUGAAAUAACUGUGUGUGCCAGAUGGCUACUCACAAGUGUGAGGACAGAGUGACUGUGAGUGUGUGAGUGUGUGUGCGCGUGCACUGCCAUGAGUGUGUGUAUGUGCGUGUCUGUCAUGUGCCAGUAUCUGAAUGUCAUGUCUAUAUUUGAGUGAGUUGGUGUGUCUUGUCAUAAAUGCUUCAGGUUGAAGACCGGGAACAUGAGGCUGCUUCAACAGACGUUUAUAUUAAAAACAGGAAAACUGUGGAAUUAUACUUUCUUAUAGCUUUGUGAUACAUUGUGUAAUGAUUCACAGAUACUGUGCCAACGGCACCAACAACAAAAAGAACCCCAUCUCUGUGACUACGUAGUAUAUCCUGUCCUUUCAUGUCAUUUCAACCACACAGCAAUAUCUGUUUUAUUUUUUUAGAUAAUUUAUGUAUCAGAGAAUUAUGUACAAUAUCAUUUAUCUACCUUUUCAUGAAAUAUCCACUAUGAAUUUUGACGUGUCGAUGCCUGUGUAAUUGUGCUGCUUCAACAAGCAAUGAUUGCCAGAAGUAAUUUAGUGAAAUUACAACUUUUGUGAGUAUUCAAACUUUGUAAAAUAGCUUUUUUUUAAAGACAGCUUCAAUACAUGUAUAUUAAAAUAACCUUUUAAUAUU
Messenger RNA from Salmo salar (Atlantic salmon), 2670 nucleotides. RefSeq names its product phospholipid phosphatase 3. Gene Ontology annotation, biological process: phospholipid metabolic process; cell-cell adhesion; phospholipid dephosphorylation. The record is from RefSeq and is a predicted model, not a curated record. Lineage: Eukaryota; Metazoa; Chordata; Actinopteri; Salmoniformes; Salmonidae. Gene Ontology annotation, molecular function: phosphatidate phosphatase activity. Gene Ontology annotation, cellular component: plasma membrane.